GGUUGCUGGUCGUGGCAGCACGACGGACCGGCACGUAGAUAGUCUUUGCUUUUUGUAUAGGAAGAGCGUUUGUAAUUCAUUUUCAGACGGAUGGUUGAGCUUUUGUGUACGCUACCUCUUAUUUAACGUGUACCCUAGUCGGCCUCAGUUUGUUCUUUUUUUUAUGUACCAACGAAAACUUUUACCAUUUAGUUAACUUACCUCACUCACCUUUUGUUGUUCUCACGUCUCAGGAGACCAGCAUGUCACCAUGGAUUAAUCAGAUUUGCCUUGUUCUUGUGGCAGUGUUCAUGUUGCCCAGUUCAACAGAGUCAAAGAAAGAUGAAGCAUUGUACUGUUCAGCCUGUGUGGCGAUUGCAGAGGAACUCAACUAUUCAAUCAGCCAAACUGAUCCAAAAAAGAUGAUUCAUGUUGGUGGAUUCAGACUUAAACCCGACGGAAGUCUUACAGACAAAAAGGUUCCUCUUGCUAGGUCCGAAACUCACUUAACUGAACUACUGGAGGAAGUUUGCAAUAGCAUGAGCGAUUAUGCUCUCUAUGAGGACCCGGACACCAAAGAGAAGAGUUACAAGAGAUUUGCACCCAGAGGAAAUGAUGCCGGGAAUUUUCCGGAUUUCAAAAAUUUUAAGUUUGAUGGUCCAGAGAGUUCCAGUGCCUUGAAGUUUGCUUGUGAAAGCAUUGUGGAAGAGUUGGAAGAUGAUAUCAUCUCCCUCUUUGCCAGUGAGACAGACCGUGUGGCUAAGACAUUGUGCAGUGAAGUAUCAGGUCACUGUAAGAGCUCUGUUUUUCAGCACAGUGAACUUUAGUUUCACAUCAGUGUCUGCUGAACUCCAAAACACGGACCAAAAAUGGAGACAUCAAAUAUUUUCCUAAAGUAGGCUUUUGUUUUUUUGUUUAGUUUUUUUAUUACUAAAUUUGAUGAAAAAAAUAAUUUUAUAUUAGUAUUAUAAAUGAAAAAUCUAUUACAAAUGAAUGAGUUUUCACUGCUGAGUAAUGGACACACUUUUAUAUAUGCAUACCACAUAUAAAUGUAUAUGUGUGUGUGAAAACUAAAUUGAUGUUAAACGAUUGCCUGCUAAUGGCAUGCAAUUUAUGUUCAAUUCCAUUAUCAGUUAUUUUUAACCUAUGUAGUUUUGGUGGACUUGAAAUGGCAAUCAAUGUGGUGUUAUGGUGUAAUUUAUGAUGGCUUCAUUCUUGAUAAAAGUAAAUAAAAUGUUUCAAAUACA
Pimephales promelas (fathead minnow) is the source of this 1226-nucleotide messenger RNA. RefSeq names its product canopy FGF signaling regulator 1 (gene cnpy1). The record is from RefSeq and is a predicted model, not a curated record. Gene Ontology annotation, cellular component: endoplasmic reticulum. NCBI's taxonomy places the organism in Eukaryota, Metazoa, Chordata, Actinopteri, Cypriniformes, Leuciscidae.